This is a messenger RNA of Cantharellus anzutake, 3634 nucleotides long. RefSeq lists its product as uncharacterized. Lineage: Eukaryota; Fungi; Basidiomycota; Agaricomycetes; Cantharellales; Hydnaceae. The coding region runs from base 246 to 3446 and encodes 1066 amino acids. Gene Ontology annotation, molecular function: protein binding. The transcript has 21 exons. The record is from RefSeq and is a predicted model, not a curated record.
CCGACCACUGACAAGGCAAAAAUGGAAACCGAGUGCCGAUUGAAUGAGAGGGCUUCAACCGGCAUUUCAGCCCGCGCUACCAUGCAUUUCCAAUGAAUGGCUGAUCUUCGUCCCAACCCGCGGCCUUGACAUCUGGAAGCCGGGGCUUAUCGCUGUGAAGUAGUGGACGGCGCCCAAGUCUCUCCUCGUCAGCACAUUACUCUGGAGUCCCACGAGCUUUAUUUCAUCAGAGUGCCGCUUCCUUGAUGGCCAAUCCACCUCCAGAACCAACACUCACGCAACAAGCCAACGUCCCAGCAGAGGAUGAUAGGGAUGUUUUCCUGGCCUGCCUCAAGGAAUUUAAGGAGCUCGGUCAGAAGCUGGAUCGCAUCAUCACUUCAGCUGAACGUCAAAAGCCCGAUCGCAUGAUCCUCGCCUCAGCUGAACCAGUGAGCGAUAUUGCUCAUACAUCGCAUUCUGGCCCAAGAAAUGAGGAUAUCCAGGAUAUCCAGGAUAUCCAGUUUAAAGCAUUUCAGCGCGAGAUGGCGAGACUCAGCAGUGCCGUGACACGCAUCGCCGACACUAUCAAAGAUCUCAAAUCCGCGUAUCAUCUGAUUCGGAUAUCGGAAGAAUUUCGCUCUCGCUUGGCGUUGGUUUUCCGUAUUCUGCCCCUUAUUGCUUCCCCAUCAUCAAGUGCCAAACUGAAGAAACAGUGGCUCGAUCGGCCAUCGUCCUCCUUACCCAUGCAGUAUUGGACGCCAGCACAAGUUAUCCGCGAGAAUAUUUAUCUUGAUGAGACUAUGACUGGUACUCCCGAUCGAGAAACUCUCUCCAUGGGACUUCAGAAGCUUGGCCAAGGAGUUGAUGUCUUUAAUGCUGCUCUGAAAGGCCUUCCUGGGUUUCAUGAUAUUCCAGGCUACAACGCAAAGGAGAUCAACCUCUCAUUGCGAAAUUUCGCUCAAGACCUGAAAUAUUGGGGCCGUAAUUUGGACAACUUCCAUGGGCAAACACUUUCGCACCACCUCAGGGCGCACGUUGCUACCAUUCAGGCGAAAAUAGCAGAUCAUCUAGCUGGAAUCACAGGCGCUCUCGAGAUAUUCAUUCACUUGGGUUUGCCGAUUGUAUUACGUUCCGAACGGGAUUCAACAUUUCAAAAUUUGUCGACAGUCGCAGCCCUCUUUGCGAGCGUAUCCGCAACGACGAUUCAAUUCAGCUAUACUCAAGCGGGUACGAGGGUCGAACAAGCAGUCAACGUCCUCUGGAUCGUCUCGCUUGUUUUUGCCAUCGCGAGUGCCACCAAUAGUCAACUUAGUUAUCAAUGGACCUCAGUUGUAUUCUCGACUCCGAUGUCGGCUCUCUCAUGGUGGGGAUCCCUGUGGAUUCGCCGGAUGCCUCUCAUCUUUCUUGUUCUAUCCGUAAUAUCGUUCUCCGUGGGCAUUGUGUGCUUCACAUUCUCUAAUUUCGGGAAUCACCCGAUCAUCCCAGUCUGUGUCACGGCUGCUUCAGCAGUCUCGGCAGUAGCACUGUUCUACGUUGGACUCCGGUUCAUUGCAGAGUAUUUUGCGUUUAGGAGCAGAAAAAAGACAGGGGAUGAACUUGAUUAUUUGUCCGGAUCAGCAGGGGAUUUGGCGAGCGAUUGGGUUCUGAAAGCUCUUCGAAGGGCCUAUCAGUCAGCUGCACUAUGGUGCUCUAAAUAUCAAGAGUGGUUCCUCCUGAUAAUCGGCAUUACUGUCUUUCCUAUAACUUUCUUCAUCAUUUUCUGUCUCUUCCUUUGCGAAAAGUAUGGCAUAGAGACCGACGAAAUAUGGGAACAUAUUUGCGAUUGGUUUCGGCGGAUCAAGAAUCUCGCACAAAAUUGGCGCCAACAACGCUUAACCAGACGCAGGUCCAUUCUCCCUACGACGUCCGAUACCCCAAUUUGGCGCAGUGCGAUGGAGACGCGACUCCGAGAUAAUGACCAACCGCCGUCCAAUGUUGGAGGCAAUGAUGCUGAGGCCCAUGCGGUCGCUCAGCUCAAUCUGAAUAUCAAGACGAUCCACCGAAGCCUGGAACUAGGCGAUGGUCCCUCGACCCCCAUCCAGAAAUUUCGUAGUGCAGUCAUCAAAGUAAUCAUGGAAAACCGUUGUGCUAGGGCAGAACUCAAAAAGAAGCACAAAAAGGAGGAGAUGGACUCAAUGAAACUAGCACUGGGGUUUUUAUCACCCGUUCAGUCAUCACGGGAGCAUACGACGAUGAUCCAUGACAUCAAUUUCCGUUACGAUGGCCGUUACCUUGCUACUUUUUCAGCCCACGAAAAAAAAGUAUUCAUCUGGGAAACGAACCAAAUGGAAGUGAAGGUCAUUGAGCGGGUGGAUUUGCGGCGUAGAUCUGAUCUCCCAUCUGGAGAUCACAUGGAAGCAAUUCAAGUAAUGUUAUUGAGAGAGAAUCGAGUGGUGAUAAUUAAAGGAUCGUGGCUUAAGCGAUUGUGGCUUCUGCGGCGGCUUCUGCGGCUCCUGGCGCUUCUGAGGCUUCUGAGGCUUCAGCGGUUUCAGCCGAUUCUGGAGCUUAGUCUGUUUAAUUUGUUUCAUCGGCUCCUGCGGCAUGCGGGGUUGAGGCUUCAGUUGAUUCUGGGUCCUCGGAGGCUUCAGGGGCUUCAUCGGGUUGGUGCUAUAAAGUGCAUCAACUGGGUUCCUGAGGUCGGGAGGAACGAGGCCGGUAGGAACGAGGGCACACGUCUCCCUUUUGCAGGGGACCUUGACUACGCACUCGAGGAUGCUGUCCUCACCCGGGACGGAACCAAAUUAUUGGGAAUAGCUACAGUACUGAGUGCAAUGGCGGACAAAGAUUAUCCAAAGCCAUCAAAGUCCCCUUCGGAAUGUCGAAUCAUUAUCUAUGAUGUCGAGACAAAGAAGACUGUUUUCGAAAUUCCCACCUUCGAUUCCAUACGGAGGAUGAGCUUAUCUUACUCAAGCAAGCGUUUGCUUGUUAUGUCUGAUGGCAGUACGCCACCGCGCCUGUUCCUAGUUUACCCUACCUGGCUCGUCCCAUUGCACACAUUUGACCUUCCAGACGAGACGGAAUACCCUAUUUAUGGCCAGUUUGGAAUUCGGAGCCCUGCCCCCGUGGCAGAUGAGUCCGAGGAAGAUCAAAUCAUCAUUUGCGCUAACAAACGAGGGAAAGUCUUCAUAUGGCACCGCGAAUCGUAUCGCCUUCUGCACUCGUUCACAAUUUCGAUUCCUGGAAACGCUGAAGUCAGUGGGGUGACUUUUGGCUGCGAGCGCAUGCCAGCCCACAGCUAUCUCAGGGUAGCAGCUGCAUGCACCGACGGAACCGUCAUCAUGUGGAGCACGAAAUGGGAUCACCCCGAUUAUCCUGUCCUCACCGACGUAUUUUCGGGAGCAAGCGAAGAAGCCACUGGAGGAACCAUUGAAGAAGUUGCUGAAGGGGCUGGUGCAAGCGUCGCCGAAACAACUGUUAGAGAAGUUUAAGUCGUUGGCAAGUCCCUCCCCUUCGUUGGGUCAAGAUCUAUCUAAAGAAGCACACCAUUUCUUUCCUUGGCCACUUUGAUCCGCAUUGUGAUGUGUUGACUCUUCAAGGAUGCCUUUGAUCACUCAUUGAACGUACCAUUUGUCUACGCUCUAGUGACAGAUCAGAAAAUCGACGUGCUUCUCGAAUU